Messenger RNA from Striga asiatica, 1184 nucleotides. Lineage: Eukaryota; Viridiplantae; Streptophyta; Magnoliopsida; Lamiales; Orobanchaceae. The record is from the annotation of a GenBank genome assembly.
AUGGAGCUGGGUUGUGGAGGCGGGUUCGACCCGGAGGCGGCGCCGGCGGGUGAUUCGGCCGGCUGCCCGGGGGACGACUUGUUUGUCGACGAGCUCCUCGAUUUUUCAAACGGAUUUUCCGAAACAGAGGAGCCUCCGCCUCCGCCUCCGCCUCCGCCUGGGAAUGAACCCGGGACCGGAGAAGCCGCCCUUGAGAAGCAAGCAACGCCGGCACCGGAGAACCGUGGUUUCGUCGCCGGAGACGAUUUCGGAACUCUCCAUGAGAGCGAGCUCGGCUUCCAGUGGGAGAGUUUGGAGAGUCUGGAAUGGCUAUCACAUUUCGUGGAGGACUCGUUGCCGGAUUAUUCGCUCGCCGGAAAAUUCCCCACGCCGCCGGCCGGAUCGGAGUGCUUGACGACUCCGGUUCAGACCAAGGCCCGAACGAAGAGGGCCCGAACUGGGGUUCGCGUCUGGCCCGUUCUCUCCCCCUCUUCUGCCGGGCCGGACGCCUCGCCGAGCUCCUCUGUCUCCACCACCACCUCGUUUCCACCGCCAAGCACCAGGAGGGCGAAGUCGGGCGGCGGAGCUUCGGCGGGGCAGAGGAGGUGCGCUCACUGCGGGGUUACCAAGACGCCGCAGUGGAGGGCCGGGCCGCUUGGCCCGAAGACUCUCUGCAAUGCUUGCGGGGUGAGGUACAAGUCGGGGCGGCUGCUGCCGGAGUACAGGCCCGCCUGUAGCCCGAGUUUUUCGAACGAGCAGCACUCGAACAACCACCGGAAAGUGCUGGAGAUGCGGCGGAAGAAAGAGGUGGAGACGGAGGGGGCGGGCCUGCCGCCGCCGGUUCAGAGUUUUUGAAGGGUUUGACUAGUUUUUAAUUAUUAGGUAGGAAAAGGGCCAAAAAGCAAAAAACAUAAAGUAGCUCAAAUAGAUAUUGGAAAUUCGAAUUUAUCCGUAGAUAGAUUAUGAUUAGGAGUGCAAUUAAAAGUAGGAUUGAGUUUAGAAAACCGGAGUGAGGUGGAACCCGGUUUAGGUAAAGUGGACCCGGUUCGUUCAGUGUAGACUAUAUUCAAGGACCCAUAGAUUGGUGAGUUUGGUUAUUAGGCAAUGUAAUUUAGGAUUGUAUUAGAGUCGAAUAUGUUCGACAGCUUUGUGUUUAUGAAAUUUAAUUCCCCCUUAUUUAUAAUUCUCAAAUGUGUUGAAUCUAA